CUCUCUCUCAUCCAUUAGCAGGAAGAACAGAUCGCUGACAGACGAGAAGAGACGAGACGGCCGAGGCAGACGGAACAGAAGAAGAAAGAGAGACCGAAGAAGAGAGAAAAACGACUAAGAAGAGAAGCAAAGCAUCAUGGACGCUCUGAAGAAGGGAUUCUCCAUGGCAAAGGGUGGAGUGGUGGCCGCCGCCGAGAAGACGAAGGCCGGCGUGGAGGAGGCCGCCAAAACCAAGGAGGGGGUGUUAUAUGUUGGAAACAAGACGAUGGAGGGAGUGGUGACCGGCGUGAACACAGUUGCCCAGAAGACCAACGAACAGGCCAACAUCGUCGCAGACACCGCGGUUACCGGGGCCAACGAGGUUGCCCAGGCAACAGUGGAAGGGGUGGAGAAUGCAGCGGUGGCGAGCGGAUUCGUCAGCACGGAGGAGGCGGGACCAAAGGCUGAGGAGGCCGACCUCCCAAAAACAAAAGCAGGAGAACAGACUGAAGAGGCUGCACAGUAGUCACUUCCUGUUUCGUCCCGUCCAAUGAGAGAAGAGGAACCAUCACAUUUUUAGCCGUCACUAAACCCUUGACCUCUGACCCUCCCUAACCCCACAAUAUUCUUCAGCUGCUGUGUGUAACUAAACCUCAUUAACCAAUAGAAGCCCUCCUCCUGUGCC
Messenger RNA from Micropterus salmoides (largemouth bass), 664 nucleotides. Its product is annotated as synuclein-like. Gene Ontology annotation, biological process: synapse organization; synaptic vesicle endocytosis; chemical synaptic transmission. The record is from RefSeq and is a predicted model, not a curated record. Gene Ontology annotation, cellular component: axon terminus; neuronal cell body; cytoplasm. Gene Ontology annotation, molecular function: cuprous ion binding. Lineage: Eukaryota; Metazoa; Chordata; Actinopteri; Centrarchiformes; Centrarchidae.